AAGAAGCUUCACUGGACGAAUAUUGGUCAAUCAAUCAGUGACGUUGGUUCCGGUUGGAUCCCGUCGUUGAGUUGUCCUGAGAGUGAUCAUCUCUCCCAAGAGGCGAUCUUCGUGCUCUCCCCCGAUGCGAGCUGCUGUCUGUCGGGCUCUGCACGUGUGAGAGUCGGUGAGCAGCGACCCGGAGCCCGAGCCACCGCGUCUACCGUCCGUUACCGAGCCGCCGUCCCGUUAUGCCUCUCCGGGUGCUGGUGCGUGGUCCUGGGCCCUGGGGGUUCCGGCUGGUCGGGGGGAAGGACUUCGAGCAGCCGCUGACCAUCUCCCGGGUGACCCCUGGGAGCAAAGCGGCGCUGGCCAACCUGUGCAUCGGAGACAUGAUCUUGGCGAUCGACGGAGAACCGACGGAGAACAUGACUCACCUGGCGGCGCAGAACAAGAUCAAAGGCUGCGUGGAGGAGAUGGAUCUCUCCGUGGACAGGUCAGAAAGUAAAAUGUGGUCACCGCUCUCCUCCGAGGAAGGAAAGACUCACCCGUACAAGAUGGAUCUUGCAUCGGAACAAAAGGAGGUGAGGCACAUCGGCUCCGCCCACAACCGGAGCGCUCUGCCCUUCGCCGGCUUUGGCCCCCAAGUGGUCACCAACCAGUACAACAGCCCCUCCGGCCUCUACUCCUCCGAGAACAUCAAGGACUUCAACUCGGCCGUGGACGAGGUCAAAACCAUCGCCGCCGCCAACGAGCCCAACAGGGCUCCAUCUGAUCCGUCUCAGGCGGGCAAGCGGCCGUCGGUCACAGAGGAUUCUGAGGUUUACAAGAUGCUGCAGGAGAACCAGGAGGCCGCCGAGCCGCCGCGCCAGUCGGCUUCAUUCAAAGUGCUGCAGGAGAUCCUGGAGACGGGUGACCCGGAUAAGCCGUCGGGCUUCCGGAGCGUGAAGGCCCCGGCCCUGAGGACGGGCUCCUCGCUGGGCGCCGCCGACACGCUGCCCUGCUGCGACAAAUGUGGCUCCGGCAUCGUGGGCCUGGUGGUGAAGCUCCGGGACAAGUUCCGCCACCCUGAGUGCUACAGCUGCUCCGACUGCGACGCCAACCUCAAGCAGAAGGGACACUUCUUUGUGGAGGAGCAGAUCUACUGCGAGGCGCACGCCCGCCAGCGGGUGACGCCCCCCGAGGGCUACGACGUGGUCACCGUCUUCCCCAAGUAGAGCGGCGCCCCGGCCUGCACGCCACUAUAGAGCUGCAGAUGCCACUAUAGAGCUGCUGCAGACGCCACUAUAGAGCUGCAGCAGACGCCACUAUAGAGCUGCUGCAGAUGCCACUAUAGAGCUGCUGCAGACGCCACUAUAGAGCUGCUGCAGACGCCGCUAUAGAGCUGCUGCAGACGCCGCUAUAGAGCUGCUGCAGACGCCGCUAUAGAGCUGCUGCAGACGCCACUAUAGAGCUGCUGCAGACGCCGCUAUAGAGCUGCUGCAGACGCCGCUAUAGAGCUGCUGCAGACGCCACUAUAGAGCUGCAGACGCCGCUAUAGAGCUGCUGCAGACGCCGCUAUAGAGCUGCUGCAGAUGCCACUAUAGAGCUGCUGCAGACGCCACUAUAGAGCUGCAGACGCCGCUAUAGAGCUGCUGCAGACGCCGCUAUAGAGCUGCUGCAGACGCCGCUAUAGAGCUGCUGCAGACGCCACUAUAGAGCUGCAGACGCCACUAUAGAGCUGCUGCAGACGCCGCUAUAGAGCUGCUGCAGACGCCGCUAUAGAGCUGCUGCAGACGCCGCUAUAGAGCUGCUGCAGACGCCGCUAUAGAGCUGCUGCAGACGCCACUAUAGAGCUGCAGACGCCACUAUAGAGCUGCUGCAGACGCCGCUAUAGAGCUGCAGACGCCGCUAUAGAGCUGCUGCAGACGCCGCUAUAGAGCUGCUGCAGACGCCGCUAUAGAGCUGCAGACGCCACUAUAGAGCUGCUGCAGACGCCACUAUAGAGCUGCAGACGCCGGGACAUAAUCAAGACAUUCCAACAUUUAGCUCUUCUGACUCGUUCUUCUCAUUCCGCUUCACACAGAUUUCAUCUCUGGAUCUUCCGGAUUCGCUCGUCGAUGAAAUGAGACGAAGCUUUUAUUUGAUCUCUUUAAAGUGUAAAGUUUAUCUCGUUUGAAUCAUGGAACCAAAGGAAACACUCGUUCACCGACAAGUGUUUUCUAGUUUUAUUAAAUAAAAACACUUUUAUGCAGCAAAAAUACAUUUCAAUGUCAUUACCAAAAUAAAUAUUUGUACCUUAA
Pseudoliparis swirei is the source of this 2261-nucleotide messenger RNA. RefSeq names its product PDZ and LIM domain 1 (elfin) (gene pdlim1). Gene Ontology annotation, molecular function: actin binding; muscle alpha-actinin binding. Lineage: Eukaryota; Metazoa; Chordata; Actinopteri; Perciformes; Liparidae. Gene Ontology annotation, cellular component: adherens junction; stress fiber; filamentous actin. Gene Ontology annotation, biological process: heart development; muscle structure development; actin cytoskeleton organization. The coding region runs from base 231 to 1196 and encodes 321 amino acids. The record is from RefSeq and is a predicted model, not a curated record. The transcript is spliced from 7 exons.